ACCAUUCUUCCUUCAUCAACUUACACCACAGCCUUAUCCUUCACUUCCCGCAAUAACCUUAACCUACGCACAACCCACCUAUCUGCAUUCCAUUCAAAAUCCCAUCUUUUCUCUUUCAACAAUUCCCCUUCACAUCCUCAUGCUACUAAAACUCGCAACUCUAGAAAGCCCCGCAUCUUUCUUCCUCAUUUGGUGGCUUCCAUGGAACAAGUUGAUGAGACUUACAUUAUGGUCAAGCCUGAUGGUGUUCAACGUGGCCUUGUUGGAGAAAUAAUCUCGAGGUUUGAGAAGAAAGGAUUUAAACUGACUGGUUUGAAGCUCUUCCAAUGCCCUAAAGAAUUGGCAGAGGAGCACUAUAAGGAUCUCAAGGCCAAGCCUUUCUUCCCUGGUCUGAUCGAUUACAUCACUUCUGGUCCAGUUGUGUGUAUGGCAUGGGAAGGUGUUGGGGUUGUAGCAUCAGCACGUAAGCUAAUAGGGUCCACAGAUCCUCUUAAGGCCGAACCAGGCACAAUAAGAGGAGAUCUUGCUGUUCAAACAGGAAGGAAUGUGGUUCAUGGCAGUGACAGCCCUGAAAAUGGAAAGCGUGAAAUAGGUGGGACUGCUUAUGCCCUUUGUUUAGUUAUGUAAAUCAAGCACAAAUGAUUCUAUUGUUAAUGAUUUUCCGAGUACAGAUAUAUUCUUGUUUUCUGAAUAGAUAAUGCAAUAUGUGAUGAAAAUGAAUUCCA
Molecule: messenger RNA, 725 nt
Organism: Populus euphratica (Euphrates poplar)
Lineage: Eukaryota; Viridiplantae; Streptophyta; Magnoliopsida; Malpighiales; Salicaceae
Product: nucleoside diphosphate kinase 2, chloroplastic-like
Exons: 6
Biological process (GO): GTP biosynthetic process; CTP biosynthetic process; UTP biosynthetic process
Molecular function (GO): nucleoside diphosphate kinase activity
Source: RefSeq, a predicted model, not a curated record